UGUUACACCUUUGGCAGCAAAAUAAAGCAGUGCAGUGCAGGGAGCCGCGGACGUGUUUCGCACCCGAUCAAUAGCAAAAAUGAACCGAAACCAUCAGCCCAACUUCCCGGUCAUUUACGAACUGCUAAAACAGCUGUGCCAGAAUCUCGCCGGAGACCGGUCAAACGAUGUGUUGAAAGAAGUUACUCGGCUGAUUGCCAACAAACCAAACUCAAUUACUCACCAUGGCGGUACUUCAGCGGCGGCAAACGAAUCGACGAUAGUGGCGCGCAUUAACCGCCUGCUGGCGUCCAGGAGUCAAGCAAGCGUAAAUGUGUUUAAUGGUUUCUACGAGGAGCUAAUAUCGAUGACCGAGAGCAAACAGCGCACCCCGAUAUUGGAAUUCCUGUUUCAUCUGGCCGAUUCGGACAAAAGUGCAAGUGGCAGCGGACUGCAGGUAGAUUUGCGCAACGAUGCCGGUUUCGCGUCCGGAACGCUGGACAGCGUGUUUUCGAAGCUAAGCUUGGACUCGGGCAUUGGCGGAAGUCAGCGGCUGAUGAAAUCACGGUCCGGCGGUACAGUAACCGGAUCCACCGGCAGUCUCUGUGACUCCAAAGCGCUGGUAGCGGACGAUGCGCAGCUGCAGAUUGCAGACCGCAACGAGCUGGAGGAUCUGCUAAUACAGGACGUCAUUUACGCCUGCACCGGCAUCGAGGGAAAGUAUCUGCGCAAGAACGUGGUGUCGGGGGAGUUUAAGCUCGACCACAUACACGGCCGGAAUCUGAACGCUUGCGAUGCCGGUAUGCUGCUGCGGUUGGCCGAGGUUGGCUUCUUCUACAACAAAGUGUCCCGCUUCAUUAACCCCAAAAGCGAUUCGUACCUGAUGGGAAACUUUGGCCAGGGCUACAUUACCGCACUGCAGCAGGAGCUGACCAACUAUUACGGGCUGAUCGCUAACCUGCAGGAGAAUCUCGACCGCCAGCGGCAGGCGGGCGAUGGUGCGGAGCGGAUGACGCUGAUGCGCACGAUGGUGUGGCUCGUAGAGCCGAUGGAACGGCUACAGUGGCUGGCGCUGAUCUCGGACGCUUGCCGCGAGGUCAAGGGGGGCGCUCUCGCUUCCGCCAUUCACAAGUUUAUCUGGCACGGCGACCCGAUGGUGCGCACCAUCUCCCGGGAGCUGCUGCAGUCGGCCUGCAUACCGCUGCAGCAGAUGCUUUCGCAGUGGCUAACGGACGGUAAGAUCGUCGAUCCGCACUGUGAGUUCUUCAUCGAGGAGCUGACCGAUGUCGGGUACAACCGGCUCUGGCACGAUGAGUUCCGGCUGCGCAGCUCAAUGGUGCCGUCCUUCAUCUCGGACACGCUGGCAAAGCAGAUACUGGUGAUCGGGAAGAGCAUCAACUUUCUGCGCGAAGUGUGCAAAGACCGAGAGCCCGUCCCGGAGCGGACGGAUUUGAAGAAGUGUCUCAACGAGCAUCUCGACUACCUGUACAGUCCGCACAGCAAUACCGAGCUGCACGUGCUGAUCGACGGCGUGUACCUGAAGACCUCGAAACGCGUGCUGGACAUCGUGCUCGGUCCCCAUCAGCUUUACGAUCACCUAAAGGCAAUGCGCGACUAUCUGCUGCUCGGGCUGGGCCACUUUGCGGAUGUGCUGAUGGAAAAUUUGAAGGAGGAACUGGACCGUCCGGCGAAAGACAUCUACCAGCAGGAGCUGUUCUCUAUUGUGGCCGCUGCGGUGCGAAAAUCGGCCGACGAGCAGGAGGAGCCGGCCGUGCUGAGCUAUCUCGACGUGCACUUCCUCAGCCCUUGCGAGGGCGAUACCGGGUGGGAUGUGUUCUGCCUGACGUACAAAGUGCAGGGUCCGCUGGGGACGAUCUUCCAGCCCGUCCAGUGCACCUACCGAGCCCUGUUCAAGCAGCUGUGGAACAUGAAGCGGUUCCAGUUCAUCCUGUACGGUAUCUGGCGCAACCACAUGCUCAGCACGCGCUGCUUCAAGCCCAUCGCUAGCGACAUUGGCCUGAUAAAGCAGCACCUGCAGAGCUACUGCUCGAAAAUGAUCAACAUCAUCACGCAGAUGCAGUACUACAUACUGUACGAGGUGAUCGAGUGCUCGUGGGUGCAGUUCAGCGCACGGGUCAAGCAGGCGAAAGCGCUGGACGACGUGCUGGAGGCGCACGAUAAAUUUCUCGAUCGCAUUCGCACCGGCAUAUUCCUGGACCAGUCGACGCAUCUGUUCAGCAGCUGCCUGGAGCAGAUAUUUAGCUCGGUGCGCAAGCUGGACGAAUGGCAGAUGAACUUUUACAAGCUGUGCAAUCGGGAACUGGACGCGCGCAAAGAGUUCGACGAGUACAUCCAAUCGAGCGAAGCGAAGGGAACGUACGGCGUGAACGCGGAGCGUGCGCUGGAGCGGGACGAAGCGCAGCAGGAGUUUGAGGCGAAGCUGGUGCAUUGCCAGAAAGCGCUCAUUGCGAUCGGGGUGGAGUACGAAAAUUCGGUCGGCCACUUCCUGUACCAGCUGGCGGUGUCGCCCAUCGAAUCUUUACCGCAGCUGUGCAUGCGGUUGGACUAUAACGAGUAUUACAAGCACCGGGAUGAGCGAUUGAGCGUGCCGCUCACGUUUCAGCAUAUGCGCAAAAGUAUGGCGAACAAUUUUGCACGCAAAUGAUCUAGCGAGGCAUGGCAGGAAUGGUCAGCGAGCGAAACAACAUCAGCGGAGCUGCUGGUCCGGCCGGAACUGCCCGAUCCCGACCUGCGGGUUGCAGAACCACCUCGAAAGCAAGCGUUCGCUAUGCUUAUCCAUAAACACUCUUCCUGGCUAGCGACGUAUAAUUGCUGCGAUAUUAUGUAGGGGUCGUGUUGGCGGGCAUAGAUGGCCUGGACUCGGCCGUUGUACUAUAUAUCUCUCCUCACGCUACAGUUCCGUUCAGUUGUGCCAAUUUGUGUUUAACUCAGUUUUUCGUUGAUCAGUUUAAAUAAAUGGAUUAGAAUUUCCCAUA
Anopheles coluzzii is the source of this 2975-nucleotide messenger RNA. RefSeq names its product gamma-tubulin complex component 3 (gene Grip91). The record is from RefSeq and is a predicted model, not a curated record. NCBI's taxonomy places the organism in Eukaryota, Metazoa, Arthropoda, Insecta, Diptera, Culicidae. Bases 80 to 2644 code for a protein of 854 amino acids. Gene Ontology annotation, biological process: meiotic cell cycle; cytoplasmic microtubule organization; microtubule nucleation. Gene Ontology annotation, molecular function: gamma-tubulin binding; microtubule minus-end binding. Gene Ontology annotation, cellular component: centrosome; equatorial microtubule organizing center; gamma-tubulin small complex. The transcript has 3 exons.